This is a messenger RNA of Bemisia tabaci, 8690 nucleotides long. RefSeq names its product protein amun (gene Amun). The record is from RefSeq and is a predicted model, not a curated record. NCBI's taxonomy places the organism in Eukaryota, Metazoa, Arthropoda, Insecta, Hemiptera, Aleyrodidae.
CAUUCAACCUUCUCGCUCCGCUCUCGGCGCUGUCGAGGGGGUAUCUCUCAGCCAGCGCUCCAACUUCAACUCCCGAACACACUGCAUGAAGCAAUACGUGACUGUGUACUUAGGACGGGGCUCCUUACUUUCAGUGACAGAACGCUUAAAUUUCAGUGCCCGCGGUGCAAGUUUCUGUGAUUUCGUUCGCCCUACGUUUAGAUAUUUUAUCCUCCUUUAAACUAUGAUUAUUUCUCUUCUCUCCUUUUCGAAUUUAAUGAUUUAAACUGAGUUGUUUCACAAUGGCUUCCGUUAAAGACACUGCUACGUUUUUCGUUGAAGGUUCCGCUAAACAGUUCGAGCAUGUAUUGAAAUUAUAUCCUCAAGCGCUGAGGUUGAAGGCUGAAAGAAGAAAUAAGAAACCCGAGGAACUUAUUAAGUUGGACAAUUGGUAUCAAAAUGAAUUGCCGAAAAAAAUAAAAUCCAGGGGCAAGGAUGCUCAUUUAAAUCAUGAGGAAUUAGUACAAUUAAUGAAAUGGAAGCAGUCGAGAGGAAAAUUUUUCCCUCAGCUGUCGUAUUUGGUGAAAGUAAAUACGCCCAGGGCCGUGAUAGCAGAAACAAAAAAAGCCUUCAAAAAACUUCCUAAUUUGGAGCAAGCGAUAACUGCCCUUAGUAAUUUGAAAGGAGUUGGAACCACAAUGGCUUCCGCUCUCUUAGCGGCUGCAGCGCCUGACAAAGCACCUUUUAUGGCGGAUGAGUGCCUUAUGGCGAUCCCUGAAAUUGAGGGUAUCGACUACACUACGAAGGAGUACCUCAACUUUGUCACUCACAUUCAAAAUACCGUUGAAAGGUUAAAUAAAGAAGUUAAAAUUGAGUCUUGGAGCCCACAUACAGUAGAACUUGCACUUUGGACGCAUUAUGUAGCAAGUGAAUUGAAACCUGAACUUUUAGAUUGCAUACCACCUAAAACAACUCAACCCUCUACUGAAAAUGGUGCCACCGAGACUGUGCAUCAAAACGGCGUAGUUACUUCCUCUGCCUUGAAUACACCCACCUCUCAGGAUACUGACCAAUGUUCCGAUGAAAGUAACCUGGAAGCAACCAAUGGGAAAUCAUCAGAAAGGUCACCGCUGCCAGAAGAAACCUCAACGACAUCCUUUACCGAAGACUCUUGUGACAAACCUACAACGCCUAUCAUUGGAUUGGAUUCUCCAUCAACCUGCGGCUUAGAAGAAGAAGAAGAAACUAAUGACUCGCUCAUAACGUCUGAUGUAAUUAACGAAGAUGCGAACCAAGAACCUCCUAUUAAAAAACUUAAAGUUGACAAUAAUGAAAGUAAAGAAAACACGAAUGACAAAACAUCCGAUCUAGAAAAUACCUCAGGCGAUGCUGCAAGCUCUUAAGAUUACUAAAAUUUAAGUAAUUAGUAUAAAAAAUUAUUUUGUAUGUACUAUUGCUGUAACUUUUAUGAUGGACUUAACGGUUAUCGUUUUUAUUUUUUUAUUUAUUCUUGCUUUUCUUUUAUCAUAUUUUUUUUCUCUCUCUUUUCCUCCUUUUUUGUCAUGUCUAUGAUCGGUGGUUCUUUGCAAGUUAUUUUUAUUUAUUAUAAUUAUUAAUAAUGUGCGCUUGAACCACAUCCCACAAGAAUAAAUAAAAAUAAAUAAAUAAGGGAAUAAAAUGAGCCUAUUAGGAAUAAUUACACUAAGUCUUACUGCAAGAACUAUAAAUAAAACUGUAGAAAUGUAUGUGUGUGCAGGCGCAAAAAUUAUCUAGGUCACUCACUUCUCAUGAAUUAUUAGGGGGAAAAAAGAUCUGUUAUGAAACUCCGGUUGAAACAACUUUCUAUACGUACCACUUUUUUCUGACUACCUUUCUCAUCUUCUCAAAGAUUUUAAAUUUUUGCCUUAUCAAUGUUGUACAUGUGUGCAUGUGAAUCUGCCAAAAACUUGAGAUUACAGAAAUUUUAUUUACAAAAAUUUUAGCCACAGGAUCCCUUGUUCGAAAUAUAUUUUAAAAUUGCUGUGUAAAGUUACUUCUCAGUGUGUAAAACUUGUAAAAAUUAGUUUUCUAAAAUGUUUAAUCUCGUCAUAGGAUGUGGAACUCUCUACCCCAUCCCCCUUGUACCUUAAAAUUCUUUGUAUUUUUACUUUUUUAAAAUGUUGAAGUAUUGUAAACUGAAUUAUGUGACACCUCUAAAUAUUUUUAAGCAAGUUGUUGAUGUUGAGAAAUCUUUAAUAUUUAGGAAAAAUUGAAAAAUGGAAGUAUUUUUCCAGUUUAAUUCUAAUUUUCAGGGACUAAGACUCACUAAGUUGACUCCAAAUCUAUUAUUCCUAUUAUUCCUUUCUGAAGGGGCAAUGGCACAAAAUGGCCCACCCUCCGAGAGAAAAUUCAGUAAGAGAAUCAAAGAUUACUGAGUACUUCAAUCCGACUGUAAAUCCUAAGGAACCACAUACAUCUAUCUAUGUUCUUUCAAAGUAAAAAUUCUUGCAAGGAAAUAUUUAUUUUUCAAGGAAAAAUCAGCUCUUGAUUUCUUUUGUAUACGUGUAGCAAACUCCUUAAUCUUAUAACGUAGCAGUUGUAUUUAUUUUUGUCAAAUUGUACAGCUCUGUGAUUUUUGACAACUUCCGCUAUUUUUCAUGAAUUUUUUUCUGAGAUUUAUCAUUGAGAACAGUCUCUUAAAUUUUAAAUUCAUUCAACUUUCCAUUAUGAACUACCCAUCUGUCUGCUGUAAUCACACAGUAAUACUGCAAUUAUUUGACAAUUUGUGGCAAUGUAAAACAUAGUAAUUUAAUUGGGCCCAAAACCUCAUCUAUCGUACCCUGUGCGAUAAUCUAUCCUUGCCGAAAGACUCGGUUUUUGUUGUGUAACUGGAGCAUCACAUAAUCGGUGGUCGAAUAAUCCGGUGAAUACUGUACUACUUGAGGUCCGAAGAAGUCUGCAAACUGUCGCAUUUUGAUGGAUGUUGCAUAUUAGAAGUAUUGCAGAAAUACUACUAUUAGGGAUCUGAUACCCAUCACUUUCUGUUACCCUCAGUUGGAUUUUAUGAUAUAUUUUCACCACAUCGCUUUGUGCUCAUUUUCAAUCUUUUAUUUUGAAUCUAAUGUUUUUAGCGAUGUGCCCGCUUUGUAAGUGAAAAAUGGGCAUAAAUAUCAGAAUAAGCACCACCUUAAAGCACUCUGAGUAAUUUAAUAACGUAAGAGCUUUAAUCCCCCAAAUGUUUUAUGACUAUAUCAUUAUUAUUAUCCCUCUUAAAGUUUUAUCACUCCGCACUCACCCUUUAUUUCUGCCUCUGAUGCGCAUGUUUUGUGAUUCUGCUCUCUCAGAAACAUUAACCCUGAAGGUACACUUUACCACAGGUAUGGACAAACGGGGUGCCGAAGUGGCAGCGCUGAGAAGUGACGUUGCAAGUUGUACUGUCUUUGCUGCGCAGUUCAAAAUGAGGUUCUGGCAGAUCUGGUAGCUUCAAUAAGCUAUCAGAUGAAUCGAAAAAAUUGAUAAAACUCGAGACAUCGAAAAACUUAACUAAGAACACGAAACAAUAACACGAAAUUGAUGAGACCCACUCUCAGAACAGAAAGUAAACAAGUUUUCUAUAUUACGUCGCAGUCGUACCAUUGGACGCUGUCAAAUCUAUGUGAUUCAACAACUUUGUAAAAUCCCUUUGUUCAUACCUGUAGUAGAGUGUACCUUUACCCUGAAGGGAUAAUUUUGUAAAAGUCUUACAAUAGCUUUUCUGGUUGUUGUUCCAGAGUUUAAUAGAUCCAUUGAUUCUUAGGAGGAUGUUCUCAAUAGUCUAUGCAAGGUUUCUGAUGAAUUUUACCAUUAAGAAAAUUAUGAUCAAAUUCUGAACUAUUCUGCUAAUUUUGCAACAGAAGAUUGUCUGACGUCAUUUUCGCAUGAAAAGUAAAUGCAAGGAGCAAGAUAGUGGAUCUUCUGUCGCAGUCUAAAAGUGCAUAAACUUAUUUGGCGAAGACCCUAUCUCAUCAAAAAGAUCUUUUUAUGAUGAGAAAAACAAGUAUCUUUGCAUUGGUGUCAUCAAAAAUCUUCCCUCUAACUAUUAGCAUCUACUAACUUUGUCUGCAGUCUGCUAUUGUUUAAUGCACUCUUUUCUUUGACUCAGAAAAAGACAGGGCUGAGGAUAUAAAAACCCUGUAAUUUCAAACCUUACGCACUUAUGGAUAGAUGGCAAAAUUUAAUAAAAAAAUUAUUCUCGAGCAAGUGAUACAAGUUAUCUAUCUAGGCUCGUCCAUCGAAAGAUACAUUGUAUUUUUAUAACCAAAGGUAGUAUUAUAUUGAAGUCAAGUGGGUUGAAAUGUAAGUUCAUUACUAUUAACCAGGGUAGUGACAUAAUCAAACUGUCAAAUACCUUUGUCAGUCUAAGUGAUAGCUAAUUUUAUCAAAUAUUCUUCUCUUUUGGGAGAGUAAAGUAGAAUUUCCAAGGGUUUUAAGACUUCAAUAAUCCAACAUUUUAAAGGUGUAUUAAAUCAGAACUUGUCCCAGAUAACCCUGAUCUACCAUCCUUGUAUCAGUCUUUGACAUUAAUGCUUAAGUUACAAGUAAGCAAUUUUUUUUUUCUACUUUUGUUUCUUAAUUUCUUGCUCCCCCUGACUUCUUUAUAAGGUGGGACCAUGUCAACUCGAGCACACAAUCAACGACCCACAUCACAAAGGAAAAUUUUGUCACAGUUUUCAAUAGAAACUCGUGUAUUUGGAGAUGAGUGAAUGCCCUUCAUUUUAUUUUUGCCUAAUUAUUAUAUUUUUACAGCAAUCUAGUUUCGUUCCUCUUAUUUUUAUUGGUUUUCCCUCUUUGUACUGUCCCUCUUAAAUUUGUGAGUUGCAGUAUCUGAGAAUCAUUCCAUUUAGGUACUUCGCUAUUUUUCAUUUAGUAAUCAAGUUAGUUUUAUUUCUCUGUAUUUUUUGUGUCCAUGUGUUUCUUUUGGGGAAAAUUUUGAACUUUAAAUCUAAAUUAAAUGAAAUUAACACUUCAGAGACUUUGAUUGUUACAGAUUAUUGAAAAUGAUUGCUCUUAGUACAAUCAUGUGGAAAGAGAUUUUUAAUGCUUUGAUAUUAAACACUAAAUAAAAUCCAAAAUUUUUUAAGGUGAAUUACUGUUCAAUGACUAUUACUUGGUCAGUUUUCACAAUCUUGGCCUGAUUUCAGGUUGAAAUUCCUAUUUAUAUUAAAAUUUUAAGUCCCUAAAUACACUGAACAUUGAAAUACAGAACUAAGAAUAUAGGCUAGGUUUUGUAUUUUCAUCUUGUAGCUCGUUAAACUUUUUUGGCUUUUGAAUUAAGCCAAGAAUUCUAAUGUUAGAGUAGUCUUACCAUUUCUGUCUUUUUGUUGUUUUGAGUUCAACCUAUUUUGCAGUACAAUAGAGGCAAAACAUGCCUAACUUGGUGAAACUCAAAUAAGUGAUCUCACAUGAUUAAAAAUCUAAGCUGAACAUAUUAAGAAAAGUCGAGGUUUCCUUUAUUAGAUACUUAAUUCGAGUUUUUAUAUUGCAUGAGGAUAGAGUUCCUUCAACUGUGAUGUUUUCGACACUUAUCACUUUAAUUUAAAUCUUCCUUUUCAAUAAAAAGAAGGUGAAAGUUGCUUUUGGCUCCGGAGGAUUUGAACUUGGAAAUAAUGGCUGUAAAUGGACUAAAUUUCUGAUCUCUGUUCAAAAAAUUGGAAUUUUUCUUCUUUUAUUGUUGGCUCGUCCCCCUAAAAAUUUGCAGAAGUAGUAUGAUGGAGUUUAGCAGGCUGAUUAUUGAAAUUGACAGACAAAGAAGACAUUGUAAUAUGGAGGGAAUCUAUUGGUUGAAACGGGUGGUUUUUACAGACUGUGGAGGAAAAUGAUUAUUUAUGUACCCAUUGGGCCUCUCAAGGGUUGCUGUUAGUUAUUCUAAUUACUUACCUCCUUUGUCCAUUGUAUCCAAACGCUUCCACCAAUAGAAUCGCUCCAUUUUCCCCUUGGCCUCUCUGCUAUCGCCUUUUGUAUCAAUUUUGAUAAUGAGCAUGCAAUAAUCAAUGUAACACUUUAAAUGCUGAAUCAAAUCGUUAAAAUUGAAUGUGCAAUUGCGUUGUCAAAACUAUUUAAAUUUUCUGUAGGAAACUUGCAUCUGUCAGUGUUGAGUUAGUUAAGCAUCCAUAAUUUUUAGGCAGCAAACUAGUCCUAAUUUCUUUAUGAACUGAACAGCCCAUGAACUCAUUCUAAUUGUGCAGUGCUUAUAGUCAUCAGUUUGAAUGCAAGGAUAAGGGCAAGCAUCAGGAACUGACACGCAAACAUGUCCACAAAUUUAUAGAACUUCCUAAUCAAUUACAUUAUUAAGUAGCGUUAGGAAACUUUCAAUUAUAGUUAAUGUGACAAAUGUGAGCUUAAUUAUUGUUCAGAUAAAGUUUUAAAAAGUUCUUCAAAUCCAUUAAGCUCGAUCCUCUGUUUCCUUAUUUUUUCUCCAUUGUAUGAAGAUAUUUUAUGUACCUAGAAAUAUUUGUCAGCAAAGGUCGAAUCAGAAGAACACGCAAUUCAGAUUUUAGCGCAUUUCCAUGGGUAAAUGAAAGUUUUGUGAAUUUUCAGCAGCAGCAUUGAUAAUCCUCUCGAAAAAUCUAUGCAAAACUUCAGCUAAAUCAGAGAAUUUCCAACAGUCACACAUCGGCCACAUUGUUAGCAUCAAGGAAAAUAUGCUAUGCUGCAGGGAGUUGUCAUGGAUAAUACGCAGCAUGUAAGCCUGUUUUGAAGCGCACUGUCUUUUGCAUCAUGCGAGAUCCUUGAAAAUUUUGGAGAGACCCCUCUCUUUGUCACUAAGGGGAAGGCAUAUUAAUCAUGGAGCAUCAGUAGCCACUGACCACCUCUGUAACCCUACAGAACCUUGAACUUCAAAUCUUCAUCACUAAAAUCUUUCAUAGGUCUACUUUGUUGUAACAUUCGGGAGACUUUAUCCUGUCAGUUUGACAAAUUUUCUCUAUGAAUAUGACAUCCCAAUGCUCUUCCAUGUUUUUCAUCCAUUCAAAUAAAUUUGAUUUUGGCUGUGAAUUCUUGAGUUGACCAGGCAGCUGGCUAUGGAUGUUUUGAUCAGGCUGACUUUUACGCAAAUCAUUGUUUUGACAAAUUCUGUCUCUUGUAAGAAGUUCUUACCAAUAUAUUAAGGCACAAUGGAGCCCUCCCAAGGAAAUAAAAAGUAAAAAAAAAACAUUUCUCAUGUUUUAUGCCAAGAAAAAUUGAAUUGUUCUAGGGUAUCUCUCAUCAAAUUUUUGAAUCUUAAUGGUACUAAAUGUGGAAAGUCGAAGAAUGAUAAAUUUAUCAGUCUAAAACAGGAUUCAGAAACUUGCACUCCCUCAUCAGCUAGUGGGUUCCUCUUAAAAAAAAAAAGAAGAAAUCAUCCUGUGCAAGCACCCGUUCUUUUGUUACCCUUUUGCCAGCCAUGUGAUAGUCAAGUAUAAUGAGAGAGGAGUUUCUGGGCAUACUUUACAUUGUACAUACCCAUCAUAGCUAAACUUUUACCUAGGUGGAUGGAAUUAGCUGAACUAACACUUUCAUUUCAGCUUCACAUCAGUUUUCACUUUGCCUAAUUUCCUCUCAUGUUUAAGCAAUUUUUUGAACAGAAAAAUUAACUUCUGGAAGCUUUUUAAAUUUCUGUAAAUUUACGACCUACAUUAUGAAUAGUAUCCUCACACAUAAGUUUCGAUUUUGCUUAAUUUUCUGUUUAAAAUGUGAAGCAGCAUAGAAAAUUAGGGAAAUCCUGAUAAGAGUCAGUCUAAUUCUGGUUUCAUCAGCCCAAUUGUUAAUCUGAAAAUGAUUUGAACAAUAAGACUUUCAGUUUAAUUUGACAACUUAAUCUUGCUUGACAAGGAGAUGAGCAUCUUGAAGACGAAUGGAAUGAGACAGAUAUCCUUGUUAAGUAAUCCAACAAUAUAAUGAGAGCAUUGCAAAUUUCUCUGUGCUUUUAUCUGAAGUUUUUCUUUAAUUCUACAGUCUAGGUAGUCUUGUUGUGAAAAUGUAAUGCUUCUACUGGAAUAUAAAACUGAACCUACGCACUUGAUAAAGUUUUUAGUUGCAAGGCAACAAUUUUUGAAAUCAGCUUUUCAAAAGGCAAACGUAUUGGGGAAUAAUUUUAUGAUGUAAUAAAAGUUUCAAUCCAUACCUAAAGUUUCAUCUGUAUAGUUGCACCAUAGUAGUACAGAGGUGUUCUGUUAAAGCCAAUUAUGGUUUUUCGAAAUCCAUUUCUGAGUUUGUACACUUCAAUUUGAAUCCAAAAUAGAGACCCCUGUUAUUAUUAAACAUGCCAUUAUAAUGAAUUGUGUUUAUUAAACUUUGUAGGUUUGACGUUCCACAUAUUUUGCAUUUAAAUUGUCAGUCAAUCAUUGAGACUUAAAUCGUGCGGUUCAAGCAAUUAACUUGGUAGAAGUGAUUUUCUUGAGUUAUUAAAAGUAAAAAAUUCUGACUGCACAGUUUCCAAAAUCAUAUGUAUUGUCAUGUAUUCUUAUUUCUAAUUCAAGAUAUGUCAUUGGAUUAGUGCUGCUAAUCUGAAAUUUUAUCCCUUCUCCCCUUUUUUCCCAAAAGUGUAAUAUGUUCUCAAUUUGUAAUUGAGUUGUUCUUCAUCAAAGCUGAUUCCAAAACAGCUUUAUGUUUGAAGGUACUUCAUAUCCUUUAAUUAAAAACAGCCAAUUUACAGUGUAAAAUGUUGCUAUGUAAAUUAAACCAAUUCGACAUCAAUAAAAAAUAAUUUUAAAUAA